AUGCCAGGUGGAAAAAGUGCGGUGCUGACAGCUUUGAUUGUAGCCCUGGGAGGUAAAGCUCACACCACGAACAGAGGCUCCUCUCUCAAAGGCUUUGUGAAGGAAGGAGAGAGUUCUGCGGAUGUGUCCAUCACCCUGAAGAACAGGGGUCGUGAUGCGUAUAAGCCAGAGACGUUCGGGAAGUCCAUCAUCAUAGAUCUUCGUAUCUCCAGUGAGGGAAUACGGACAUAUAAACUAAGAAGUAAAACAGGUCAGUUAGUGUCGUCAAAAAAGGAGGAGCUGAUCUCCAUUUUGGAUCACUUUAACAUCCAGGUGGACAAUCCGGUCUCCAUCCUAACUCAGGAAAUGAGUAAACACUUCCUCCACUCCAAAGGAGAGGGCGACAAAUAUAAAUGCCUGUGAAGACCACAAGAAGGACCGGGUCAUUAAAUACCAGCUGUAUACAGAGCGCAUCAGUGUAAAUAUUACUAAACGUGCUAUAAUAUGUAAAUAUGGUCACCCCUUGCAGAAUCUGUGAAAAAUCGUAACAAAAGAAGAGAAAUUAUACAAAAUGCAUGUUGUUUUUUUUAUUUAGUACUGUCCUGAGUAGGAUAUUUCACAUAAAAGAUGUUUAAAUACAGUCCACAAGAAAAAAAAAAUAGUAAAAAUGAUUAAAAUGAUCCUUCUUAAAAGUUUGGGAACUGUUGGUUGUUAAUACAGUGUGUGUGUGUGUGUGUGUGUGUGUGUGUGUGUGUGUGUGUGUGUGUGUGUAUGUUAACCUGAAUGAU
Molecule: messenger RNA, 767 nt
Organism: Puntigrus tetrazona (Sumatra barb)
Lineage: Eukaryota; Metazoa; Chordata; Actinopteri; Cypriniformes; Cyprinidae
Product: structural maintenance of chromosomes protein 6-like
Exons: 6
Coding region: 1-402 (133 amino acids)
Biological process (GO): double-strand break repair via homologous recombination
Cellular component (GO): site of double-strand break; Smc5-Smc6 complex; nucleus
Molecular function (GO): single-stranded DNA binding; damaged DNA binding
Source: RefSeq, a predicted model, not a curated record